Messenger RNA from Morus notabilis, 807 nucleotides. RefSeq lists its product as uncharacterized. The record is from RefSeq and is a predicted model, not a curated record. NCBI's taxonomy places the organism in Eukaryota, Viridiplantae, Streptophyta, Magnoliopsida, Rosales, Moraceae. The transcript has a single exon. The annotation marks the transcript as partial.
AUGGAUAAUAUCAACAGUCCUUUUUUUCUUCAUAGUGGUGAUCAUCCUGGCCUGGCCCUUGUUUCCCAUAUUCUCACUGGGCCUAACUAUAAUACUUGGAGUCGUGCCAUGCUUAUGGCUCUUAAUGCCAAAAAUAAGCUUAGUUUUGUUGAUGAUACUCUUUUGCAACCACAUUCAGGGGAUCCCUCUUCUGGUGUUUGGUCUAGAUGUAAUAGUAUGAUCACAUCUUGGCUCCUCAAUGCCGUCUCUAAAGAAAUAGAUGAUAUCCUUCUGUACCUUGACAGUGCUCAAGUUGUUUGGUCUGAUCUGCACGAUCGGUUUCAUCAGAGCAACGCCCCACUCAUCUUCCCAAUUAAGCAACAAUUACAUGGCCUUCCUCAAGGAACCCUUGAUGUCAACACUUACUAUACUCGGUUGAAGAUUCUUUGGGAUGAGCUCAAACAUUUCCUGCCCGUUCCUGUUUGUCAAUGUGGAGGUAUGAACGCAUGGAUGGAUUAUCAAGAACAAGAGUAUGUGAUGCAGUUUUUGAUGGGUCUCAACGAAUUCUAUGCUAGAAUGCGUGGUCAGAUUUUGAUGCUCGAUCAUUUGCCCUUUGUUUCGAAGAUGUUCAAUCUUGUCAUUCAAGAAGAACGACAACGCUCCAUUAGCCCUAGUUCUCUGGCUCUUGCUAAUUAUUUGGCCUUUAAUGUUUCAUCCUCUCCCCCUAUUCUUCCCACUCUGGCCAUCGUUGCCGCCACUUCUUUUUCUCCGAGCAAGACGAAGUGUGAUCGCCCCAUCUGUUCCCAUUGUGGGGUUACAGGCCGCACG